CGCUGCCUGCAAAGCCGCCGCCGCCCCGCGACGACCACCGGUACCCCCUGCCCUGCAGCCGCCGCCACCGCCGCCGCCUGUGUCGCCGCCGCCUCGGGACCGGCUGUAUGAUUAGGCCACAAUCUUCAAUGAGUAAACAUAUUCCUCAGUUCUGUGGUGUUCUUGGUCACACAUUUAUGGAGUUUCUGAAGGGCAGUGGAGAUUACUGCCAGGCACAGCACGACCUCUAUGCAGACAAGUGAACUGUAGAAAUUCAUUACUACUCCACCAAGAAGCCCCCAUAAAGAGUGGUUAACCUGGACACAGAAGUGUUGAAUUGAAAUCCACAGAGCAUUUUACAAGAGUUCUGACCUGGAUGGGGUAAACCUCAGUGCACUUCCUUUCUAUUGCCUCAGUAUUACUGGAUUGAAGAAUUGCUGCUUCUUGUUAGGAGGUUCAUUUCAUUUCCCAUUACUCCCAACUUCAUACUCAAAGCACUGAGAAUUUCAAGUGGAGUAUAUUGAAGUAGACUCAGUUUCUUUGCGUCAUUUCUGUAUUCAAUUUUUAAAAUUCUUUCAUAACCCUAUUGAGUGUUUUUAACUAAAUUAACAUGGCUCGAAUGAACCGCCCAGCUCCUGUGGAAGUCACAUACAAGAACAUGAGAUUUCUUAUUACACACAAUCCAACCAAUGCGACCUUAAACAAAUUUAUAGAGGAACUUAAGAAGUAUGGCGUUACAACUAUAGUAAGAGUAUGUGAAGCAACUUAUGACACUACUCUUGUGGAGAAAGAAGGCAUCCAUGUUCUUGAUUGGCCUUUUGAUGAUGGCGCACCACCAUCUAACCAGAUUGUUGAUGACUGGUUAAGUCUUGUAAAAAUUAAGUUUCGUGAAGAACCUGGUUGUUGUAUUGCUGUUCAUUGUGUUGCAGGCCUUGGGAGAGCUCCAGUGCUUGUUGCCCUAGCAUUAAUUGAAGGUGGAAUGAAAUAUGAAGAUGCAGUACAGUUCAUAAGACAAAAGCGGCGUGGAGCUUUUAACAGCAAGCAACUUUUGUAUUUGGAGAAGUAUCGUCCGAAAAUGCGGCUGCGCUUCAAAGACUCCAAUGGUCAUAGAAACAACUGUUGCAUUCAAUAAAAGAUCAGGGGUGCCUGAUGUCAUUUGCCUUGGAAGUGGAAUUUGAAACAGGACCUAAUUUGUCAUACAUAUUAGCAAAUAUGUUGGCUUGGUGAUUAAGUCUAAUGAAGCUUCCAUAGGAGUAUUGGAAAGCAGUUUUAUCAGGCCACAAGUUUGAUGGGAUUGCAGCCUCUGUGUUUGGGUUACAAUCAACCUAUUUGGACACUUUGCAAAAGAUUCUUGCUUUACAGCAUUUAAAAUGUGCUUACCACUUGUACCAAUUGACCUUUCCUGAAAUCAUGCAGUAUUGACUUAUGUCUUUAAAUUUAUUCCCAUGCCAGAAUCUUAUCAAUAUAUAAGAAAUUUAGAAAGAUUAGGUGCCAAAAUAUUCAGCACAAUAUUUGUUGUAUAUUUUUAGUAUCGUACAGAACUAAAAUCCCAGGAACUAUGAACACUCUGGACCUUAUGUGGUUUAUUCCUUCAGUCAUUUCAAACAUAGAAAUUAGGGCCUAUAUGGUUAUUUGCCUGCUCACUUUGUGUUUACAUCUCCCACAUUCAUACCAGUAUACAUCAGGUUUGCUCAACUUCUUUUUCUUUUUCUUUUUUAAACCAAGUCUUACAAUGAUUAUUUCAUGUCUUUCUACAAAUUUCAUUUUGUGCUGUUAUGGAAAACCUCCAUUUUGAAAAUCUACGUUGUACAGAAGCACAUGUCUUUAAUGUCUCCAGACAAAAAAGCCUUACAGUUAAUUUUAAUGUUUGCACUUUGGAGUGCAACUUACAGGGAGGGCCUGAAAAAAGAACGGGAGGGGGCUAUUAUGUAUUUUUAGUAAAAUGUUGCCUUUGUCUUGUGCAGAACAUGUAGAAUAUGCUCUUUUAUUUAGUAAAUAUUUUUUUAAAAGGUAGAGAUGCUUUGUUAUUGUAGCUAAAACAAUUCUUAAUCAUAAAAUUUCUGAAAUUCUUGUAAUUUUUUUUCUUAUCUGAAGUUUAUCAACAUAUUUUUGUUUGAAGUGUGAUUUUUUUUCUUCUCUUCCCAACCUCUCUUGCAAAAAAAAAAAAGUGGGUUUCUGCUAAUGAAUUGAGCAGACAUCUAAUAUUUUAUAUGCCUUUUGAGCUGUGUAACUUAAUAUUUGGAUACUUGAUAAUUUGUUUUAUUAUGUAAUUGAUAAAUGGUGAUGUGUAUUAAUGUUAGUUCAACCAUAUAUUUAUACUGUCUGGGAAUGUGUGGUUGUAGUUCUGUGGGAGACAUAAUUUGUCAGUGUUCACCAGCUUGUAAAAAUCUAGUGCGAGAGCUUAAACAUCUAAAUAAAUAAUGAAAUGCAUUUAUCAUCA
Messenger RNA from Lutra lutra (Eurasian river otter), 2419 nucleotides. It is a transcript of the gene PTP4A1, whose product is annotated as protein tyrosine phosphatase 4A1. The record is from RefSeq and is a predicted model, not a curated record. Gene Ontology annotation, cellular component: nucleus. Gene Ontology annotation, biological process: protein dephosphorylation. Gene Ontology annotation, molecular function: protein tyrosine/serine/threonine phosphatase activity. The transcript has 6 exons. Lineage: Eukaryota; Metazoa; Chordata; Mammalia; Carnivora; Mustelidae. The coding region runs from base 590 to 1111 and encodes 173 amino acids.